Molecule: messenger RNA, 591 nt
Organism: Nicotiana tabacum (common tobacco)
Lineage: Eukaryota; Viridiplantae; Streptophyta; Magnoliopsida; Solanales; Solanaceae
Source: RefSeq, a predicted model, not a curated record
UUCUCCAUCCUUAAAUUUCAAAGUAUCAUAACUAAGCUUGGCUACAAAAAAGAAAAAUGGGUUCCAAGGCAUUUCUGUUUCUUGGCCUUUGUUUGGCCAUUUUUAUAAUGAUAAGCUCUGAGGUUUUAGCUAGGGAGUUGUCUGAGACUUCCACCACUUCAGAAGAGGACUCAAAGAAAUCCGAUAACAAGAAUGAAGUGCAUGAAGCUCAAUAUGGUGGCGGAUACCCCGGUGGUGGCUACCCUGGCGGUGGAUACCCUGGCGGCGGAUACCCUGGUGGCGGCCGUGGUGGCGGUGGAUACCCUGGUGGCGGCCGUGGUGGAUACCCAGGUGGCGGCCGCGGUGGUGGACGUGGAGGAUACUGCCGCUAUGGUUGUUGCGGCCGCCGCAAUUACUACGGCUGCAGCAGGUGUUGCUACUACAAAGGUGAGGCCAUGGAUAAAGUGACUGAAGGGAAGCCUCAACACUGAUCAUCGUGUAAUAUAUAAAACCUUUGUAAUGGCAAAGCUGUAAUAGUAAUGCUCUUUCUACUUCAGAGCUUGCUGUAUUAAGUAUGAAUAAAAGCCAUUAUCUAAUAUGUUUGUUACACAA